This is a messenger RNA of Drosophila mojavensis, 3884 nucleotides long. It is a transcript of the gene 5-HT1B, whose product is annotated as 5-hydroxytryptamine receptor 2B. Lineage: Eukaryota; Metazoa; Arthropoda; Insecta; Diptera; Drosophilidae. Bases 153 to 2045 code for a protein of 630 amino acids. Gene Ontology annotation, cellular component: membrane. The transcript has 8 exons. Gene Ontology annotation, molecular function: G protein-coupled receptor activity. The record is from RefSeq and is a predicted model, not a curated record. Gene Ontology annotation, biological process: adenylate cyclase-activating adrenergic receptor signaling pathway.
CAAAGGCGCUUACGGCAGGCCUUGUCGCAGCAGCAGCAGCAACAGCGGCAGCAGCAGCAACAGCAACUGUUUUAAGCACUCGCACAUACACUGGCACGCCCACUGGGCGUUAAGUAACAAGCAACAGCAACGGCAACAAGAACAAGAACAACAUGCUGAGCACAAUGACAACACCAGCCACAUUGCUUGAGUUUGGGGCAAUUGGUGAUGUCCCAAGCAUUUUGGAAAUAGAACUGCCAGCCAUAUUGUUCAACGAGAGCCUCUUCAUUGAACUGAAUGGCAGCCUAACCCAGCUGGAUGCUGGCAGCGGCGUCGGCAGUGGCGCCACCAACAACAUCAACAUCGGCAACAACAGCAGCAGCAACAGCAGCAGCGCAGCCAGCAAUUACAACAGCGGCAACUACAAUGGCAGCAUUCUGCUCAUCAACGGCAGCAGCGGCUACAACAGCAGCAACAGCAGCACCACCACCCAUACAGGCAGCAAUCUCACACAGCUGGAGGAGGAGCAACGUGUUGCCAAUGAGCGUGCCGCAGCUGAAUUUUGGCUAUUGGUCAAAAUGAUAGCCAUGACCGUUGUGCUUGGCCUAAUGAUACUCGUCACCAUUAUUGGCAACGUAUUUGUGAUUGCAGCCAUUAUACUCGAACGAAACUUGCAAAAUGUUGCUAAUUAUUUGGUCGCAUCUCUGGCAGUUGCUGAUUUAUUUGUUGCCUGUCUCGUCAUGCCGCUUGGCGCCGUCUAUGAGAUAAGCAACGGCUGGAUCCUUGGACCGGAACUCUGCGAUAUUUGGACAUCCUGCGAUGUGCUCUGCUGCACAGCAUCCAUAUUGCACCUGGUGGCCAUCGCGGCAGACAGAUACUGGACCGUCACGAACAUUGAUUACAACAAUUUGCGUACUCCGCGACGCGUCUUCAUCAUGAUAUUCUGUGUGUGGUUCGCUGCGCUGAUUGUCUCGCUGGCACCGCAAUUUGGCUGGAAGGAUCCCGAGUACAUGAAGCGCAUAGAGGAACAGAAUUGCAUGGUCUCGCAGGAUGUGGCCUAUCAGAUAUUUGCCACAUGUUGCACGUUCUAUGUGCCGCUGUUGGUGAUUUUAUUUCUGUAUUGGAAAAUCUAUUUAAUUGCAAGGAAACGCAUACAGCGUCGCACACAAAAAUCAUUCAAUGUGACAUUAACGGAGACCGAGUGCGAUUCGAUGGCACGUGACGUGCCCAAGGAGCAGGCUGGCAAACGUCGUUGGCGGCGCGAACAACUGGAGGAUGCCGAAAAUGAAGCUGGCCAACUGCAGAGACGUUCACGUAAACGAAUUAAGAUAUGCUUUGGCCGUAACACAAACACGGCCAACAUCAAUGCGGGUACCGAGGGCGCCGUGGCACGUUCUGUGGCCGCCAUUGCCGUUGACUUUGCCAGCCUGGCCAUUACGCGGGAGGAGACUGAAUUCAGCACCAGUAACUAUGAUAACAAAAGCCACGCGGGCACCGAACUGACGACCAUCUCUAGCGAUGCCGAUGACUAUCGCACGAGCAAUGCUAACGAAAUCAUAACGCUCUCACAGCAGGUGGCCAGCGCCGCACAGCAGCAUCUAAUAGCAUCCCAUUUGAAUGCCAUUACGCCGCUAGCACAAUCCAUCGCCAUGGGCGGCCAGCCAACGGCAGCAGAGGGGGCUGGCACUGGUGCCACAAGUCCCAGUGGCACAAUUGUUGGCCGGGGUGUACUGGCCAGCAUUGCCAAUCCACACCAGAAGCUGGCCAAACGACGCCAGUUGCUGGAGGCGAAACGUGAACGUAAAGCAGCGCAAACAUUGGCCAUCAUCACCGGCGCCUUUGUCAUCUGUUGGCUGCCCUUCUUUGUCAUGGCCCUCACAAUGAGCCUGUGCAAGGAUUGCGAAAUUCAUCCAGCAGCUGCAUCGCUAUUCCUCUGGCUGGGCUAUUUCAAUUCGACGCUCAAUCCGGUCAUCUAUACCAUUUUCAAUCCAGAGUUCCGUCGCGCCUUCAAGCGCAUUCUAUUUGGACGAAAGCAUGCGGCACGAGCGCGCAGUGCGAAAAUUUGAUUUCAACUGAAAACCAACGAGGACCAGUAUCUGUAAGCCACAACCUAAACCAAAGAGGUGAAAGCAAAAGUUACUAAGAAACUAACAAAAUGGAAAAAAACAACAGGCAUAACAAACUCACAUAAAUAAUUCUGUAUAUAAACUCAAGAGAUAUCAACUCAGAUGCCAACUGAUCACAAAUGGCAUGUAAAAAUGGAUAUGUAAAUGAAACUGGAUAUGGAAUUGAUGUUAAAAGGCAUUGCAGUAAAAUGAAACUAUAGUUAGGUGCUUAGAUUUAUAGUUUGUAGUGCGUUUGACGAUAUUUUUAGCAGAGACAAUCCUAAGUACAUGUACGCGAUAAGUAAUUCCUAAACCUACCUUAACGAAUAACACACACGUGCCCCAAACUAGCAACCGACAAAGAAGCAGAAAUCCAAAGCAAAUAGAUAACAAUUUUUAUAAGCUAUAUAGAAGAUGUUAGCUGUUAAGAGUAAUCACACAUACACACACACACAUACACACAAAUGUAUUCGUAUACGUAUUUGUAGUUGAUUUAUAUAUUUAGCUGUAUGUGUAUGUCUAUUUAAUUUGUAAUAUUUCUAAAGUCUUCCCUGUGUCUUAAAGAAAAUGAAAAUGAAUAAAUCUAGAUAUGUUUAGCAUAGAAGUUUAGCAAAGCUUGGAAGAUUGGCAAUAUUUGUUGUUUAGCAUUAUCUGUGUGUAUAUGUGCCCAAAAAUAUAUAUAGCUUGAUAUAUAUGUAUACAUAUGUAUAUGUAUAUCUAUUCCAUUACUGAUAAGGCUGGGUCCAACAAACUUUGUACGCUUUCAAUUGUUCUGUGUUAGUUCUCGUAGCAUAAGCAAAAGUCAACUUUUCUUAUCUUUGUUCGUGUUCAAUUAAAUAACUAAAUGAAAUAUUGGAAAAUUAGAUGAGAAUGGCAAAAUAUAAAUCGGCUAGCCGAAGACUAAAUACUCUUGCAGAGAGCAAGAUAAUCGGGUUAAUACAUGUCGAGUAAUUAUUAGCGCAUAAAAUGUCCUCCUAAAUAUCUAUAGCAUACUUAUAAGGGCAUAUAUUAUAAAGCAAGCAAACAAAACUCUACAACUUUACUGCAAGAGUAUUAUUAAAAUUACCUAUACUAAGCAAUUUGUAACGAAUUUACACACGCACACACAGACACGAUAUGAAAGUAUCUGAAUGUUGCCCCGAGCCAAUUUACGAGCGUAAAAUUCCAAAAAACCGUAAAACAAGAUAACAAAAAACAGUUCGUAAUUAAACUGAACAUACAAAAUAAAAAGCCACUUGAUAUGAUGUCGGAAUUGUGUAAUCAAAUUAUGUGAAUUAUUAUUAUUCACAUAGCCAAAGCGAAGUCAAACUUUUUGGCCUGGGCAACGUCAGGCACAGGGCCUGAACUGUGAGCACGUGCAAUGCAGCCGAGUGCUGAGCCAGACACUCACGCACACAUAUACAUACAUACAUAUACAUAUAUUUGUAGAUAUGCAUAUAUAUGCACCUUUCUUAUUUUUCAGCAAAAAAUAAAUAUCCUUUCGUUUAUUUGAAAAUUUGCAUAGUGCUGCACGACUAUUUUCAUGGCCAUGAAAUAAUUGCUUGAAAUAUUAAAAUACCGAGAGAAAAUAGCUCCUUUCAAUUAUGAAAUUAUUUACAAAUUAAAGCUAAAGUUCUCAUGCAAGACUUUGAGCAUUCUCUUAAAAUAUUGUUAAAAAUCCAUUUAAAAUUUAUAGACCUGAAAUAUUUCGUCAUCAUAAAUGAUUAAUUUUUUUAUGGAAUUUAAUAUAUAUCAUAUAAAUGAUAUGAAAGCGUACUGACCUGAAUCUCUUCAUCAUAAAUGAUUAUUUGGUUAUUUAAA